Molecule: messenger RNA, 1321 nt
Organism: Neurospora tetraspora
Lineage: Eukaryota; Fungi; Ascomycota; Sordariomycetes; Sordariales; Sordariaceae
Product: ribosomal protein L10-domain-containing protein
Exons: 2
Coding region: 138-905 (255 amino acids)
Biological process (GO): ribosomal large subunit biogenesis; nuclear-transcribed mRNA catabolic process; ribosomal large subunit assembly
Cellular component (GO): nucleolus; preribosome, large subunit precursor
Molecular function (GO): RNA binding
Source: RefSeq, a predicted model, not a curated record
GCAUCUACACCACCAACAACCCAUUUUCUUCCAACUUUUCUGUCUCUAUAUCGGCAUUGUUAUUGUGCUUAGGUCGUCUCUUUUAAUCUUUACAUCAACAACCCCAUCCACAACACAACCACACACACACCGUCAAGAUGCCCAAGUCCAAGAGACAGAAGGUGUACAACCUCACCCAGGUCACCAAGAAGAACCGCGAGCAGAAGGAGAAGCUCUUCGAGAACAUCAGAGAAUGCAUCCCCAACUACCAGCACUGCUUCGUCUUCAGCAUCGAUAACAUGCGCAACAACUACCUGAAGGACGUCAGAAAGGAGCUGAACGACUGCCGCAUCUUCUUCGGCAAGACCAAGCUCACCGCCCGCGCCCUCGGCACCACCCCCGAGGACGCCCAAGCCGACGGGCUCGACAAGCUCUCCAAGUACCUCGCCGGCUCCGUCGGCCUCAUCUUCACCAACCGGGACCCCAGCGAGAUCAAGGACUACUUCGUCAACCUGACACAAGUCGACUUUGCGCGCGCCGGCUCCGUCGCCACGCGCACCAUCACCAUCCCCUCCGGUCCCCUGUUUUCGACCGGUGGCGAGGUCCCCGCCGAGCACGACGUGCCCGUCUCCCACACGCUCGAGCCCGAGCUCCGCCGCUUGGGCAUGCCCACCCGCAUGGUCAAGGGCAAGGUCUGCCUCGGCGACGAGCAAGGCGAGGGCGACGAUUACGUUAUCUGCAAGGAGGGCGAGACGCUGGACUCGAGGCAGACGAGGCUGCUGAAGCUGUUCAGCAUCUGCUUGAGCGAGUUCCGCGUCAAGUUGUUGGCGUACUGGAGCGCGGCGAGCGGGGAGGUUACCGAGUUGGAGAAGCCUGGUGAGGCGGCGGCUGCUGGUGCUGAGGAGAUGGAGGAGGAUGAUGAGUAAGGGGUGUCCAGAUUCUUAAGCUUAUACCUUGGGGCAUGAAGGAGUGAGAGUGGUUGGUUGAUGAGACGGUUGGCCUUGCCGUGCAAUGGGUUCCACAACAACGCACGACCACUAACGAAAAGGGAGCCAUGCAGACAAAGGCUGCAUAUGAGGGGGGAAUAUGAAGGGGGCCGGUUAUUUUUUGCAACGUCAUUUUCUCGGUUUUUACUACUUUUGCUCGUCAUUCCGUGUUUUACAUAGGGAAAGGUUACGAUGAUACCAUCUUGUAUGGCUACUUCUGGGGACAUAAAACCGGUCAUCUUAGUUUAUGUAUUACCAGGCGUAUUGAGAGAUAGGGGGCAAAAGCUCCCGAAUAAAAGGGCUAUAAAGACAUAUAUCUUCCUGUGUGUAAACUGCCUCUGUGUGGUGCUUGUCAC